GAUAAUUUCUUGUUCCUUUGGAAUCGACAGCGGAGACCAGUGGCAAGGACCCUACACCUGACUGUGAUUAUGCCACGCGUCUAAUGCACAGAACUGGCAUCGAUUCAAUCCCCACGCCGAUCUGCAUCUGCAGGAACUUGCAGAUAAUCACUAUUUCAUCCUGCCUCAUGCAACCUACCAAUAGACAUCGCUGACUAUGUAUCCAAGAGAGAUUCGGUCAAGCUUUCAACAUACAUCAGUCAUGCAUGAAUUCGCUCUUUAUGGCCAAGUGGCAAAGGAUUCCCAUCAUCAGACACUUCAGCAACUCGCUGGCUUUACAAGAAUGCAGCCAGUCGACACCCUGGAAAUUCAUCUCGUUUUCAAGGCGCGUCAACCAGCAGGCCUGGACAAGCUUCCUUCUGGCGGUGGUUCUCAGGGCGUUCUGCAACCUGAGAUCCAACGCUAUAGGAAUAUGCUCAAUGCGAGUCUCUACUAUGUGCAGCUUGUAGGUGAGGUGAGUCCCGCCUCGGCUAAAUCGCAGAAACAUGGCAAAUCUACAGACAAAGACGUUGUCAUGUCCGAUGAGACGAACGAGGAGGCCGUGACUGUCCAGUGGUCACUCGAAUUCAAAGACACGCCUGAUGCAGGGAAACAAGCUGUGAGCACGAGACUCAUAUCACGUGUCCCUUUGAACCAAGGCAACCUCACCGAAUUCCUCGACCACUUUGGCUAUGACUAUGUUUCAAGAUAUCUCCUCGUGGGUUCCAAAUUUUACGAUCACGAUACCACUCUUCACGUGCACAAAAUUCUCACUCUCCCUCCAGUAUCAGCCAGCGCUGCCAUCACCGAGAGGUCAUAUCUUUCCAACGUUUCGGAACUGAAGGAGCUCGAUCGCUCGGGGAGUUACUUGGUUCAGGCUUCGAUUGACGUUAUCGAUGGAAACAACCAGGAGCUCAAGGACCGCGCAACACGGCAGUUGCUCAACUUCCAGGAAUCCUUGAAGGCCGCGUUCGACUUGACGCCGGCAGAUCGAUUGGCACUUGACACCAGACUCCCUUCAGCUGUUCGCAGAGUUUGACCAUCAAGCAUAAUCGGACUCUGUGAUAGACUCAUUUGCUCUGGUUUGCAGACGCUCGGUAUCUAUGACAAGACUACAUAAAGGUAGUGGUUCUGCUGACCUCCAUGGAUGUGGGCCAGGCGACACAAGCAUACCUUCGGCCUCUCCGCUCAGCACAGGAUUGGGCAGGUUAUGUGCUGCGGGUUCAACCAGUGAGUGCAUAUGAUGCCAUUGAGGAUUCCCGUGGUAUUCAGGGAGCAGGGUCUUUGGCAAAACAACCAUGAUCCUCAUCUCAGAUUAGCUCCUCCCUCCAACUAUAGGACAUUGGGGCUGUCCCUACCCAUUGCCGGAAGUAUUGUGGCCCUCGAUCCUCAAGCUCAAUGUCUAAGCCGAGGCUUUCGCUCUUAACAAUGAUUAGAUACCUGAGCUCACUACUGGAGUGACUCUCAUAAUGCGUAUCACAACGCAAGCACGACGUUCUCACAAGUCAUCCGAUGUAAAUCUUGACAGGACAAUGUGCUCGAUUCGGGCAUCUUGAGCGAUUUUCAACUGAACCUUUCCUGGAUCAAAUCAAAGGCGUAACAGUCAAACUACCUAUUCUCAGACAAUAGUCGUGGUUUAGUGUACCCGAAGGAUUCUGAUAGCGACGUCAUUGCAACGCAUUUGCUCAAUUAGAAUAGUUGUGUGAUAAAGGACUUUUGUUCAGAACAUAGCUAGGUCACUGAUUAAAU
Molecule: messenger RNA, 1767 nt
Organism: Exophiala mesophila
Lineage: Eukaryota; Fungi; Ascomycota; Eurotiomycetes; Chaetothyriales; Herpotrichiellaceae
Exons: 1
Coding region: 197-1057 (286 amino acids)
Biological process (GO): regulation of transcription by RNA polymerase II; termination of RNA polymerase II transcription
Cellular component (GO): core mediator complex; mediator complex
Molecular function (GO): transcription coregulator activity
Source: RefSeq, a predicted model, not a curated record